AUGAAGAUGACGAUAAUAGAAAGUUGUGUCUCUAGAAGUACAACACGUGUAUGUUCCACUCUUCCUCACACAAAAUAUCCAUGCAAUAUUACAAGAAGACCCUUAUCUCUAUCCCUCAUCUCCACCACUUUCUCUGCUUUAAUCUUCUCACUUCCUCCUCCAUCUUCAUCUUCUUCUCCCUUACCCUUACCUUCUGCAAAACGUCCAAUAGCAGAUUUCUCUGAACUCCCCAAUUCCGGGGGUGUUAAGGCUUUGGAGCUCCUUGUCGGGUCUGGUGAAGUUCCCUCAGAUGGAGACCAGGUGGAGAUUCAUUACUAUGGUAGACUAGCAGCAAAACAAGGAUGGCGUUUUGAUUCAACCUAUGAACACAAAGAUGAGAAUGGUGAUCCUAGUCCUUUUGUCUUUGUCCUUGGUUCUGGUAAGGUAAUUGGUGGAAUUGAUGUAGCAGUGAGAUCAAUGAAAGUAGGUGGAAUUCGUAGAGUCAUUAUACCUCCAUCACUUGGCUACCAAAACACAUCACAGGAACCUAUCCCACCUAAUUUCUUUGACAGGCAGAGGCUGUUUACUACAAUUUUUAAUCCAACUCGACUUGCAAAUGGUGAAGGGUCUACUCUAGGGACACUUAUAUUUGAUAUUGAACUGGUUAGCCUGAGGCAUCUGUGA
Molecule: messenger RNA, 663 nt
Organism: Lathyrus sativus (Indian pea)
Lineage: Eukaryota; Viridiplantae; Streptophyta; Magnoliopsida; Fabales; Fabaceae
Source: the annotation of a GenBank genome assembly